Messenger RNA from Paramormyrops kingsleyae, 4482 nucleotides. It is a transcript of the gene galnt12, whose product is annotated as UDP-N-acetyl-alpha-D-galactosamine:polypeptide N-acetylgalactosaminyltransferase 12. NCBI's taxonomy places the organism in Eukaryota, Metazoa, Chordata, Actinopteri, Osteoglossiformes, Mormyridae. Gene Ontology annotation, cellular component: Golgi apparatus. The record is from RefSeq and is a predicted model, not a curated record. Gene Ontology annotation, biological process: protein O-linked glycosylation. Gene Ontology annotation, molecular function: polypeptide N-acetylgalactosaminyltransferase activity.
CAUCCAGUGUGUUUAAACUUUAAGUGCUCCUAUUUCUUUUUUACGCCGAUGAUAAACAAUUCACGUAUCAUGUCUUCUAUAGUGACAUUCCCUGGCCACUUAGUCUUAAUUCUUCAGAUGCCUGGUACCUGUUUGCCUACCCGGAAGCAGUAGGUAGCUGACUAAAUCAGACCGUCAAAUUAAGCCAAGCAAAGGCAGAAACGGUAAUCUUCGCUUAUGUUCUUUCCGCAGAAGGCCCCGAUUAUAAACUACCAGCAGGUCUUAGGUCGUCACACCCAUAAGAACUUGCCGGACGUUUCCUUCCCACGCAGAGUCCUCCUCCUCUCCUGGACGCGCAGCGCACACACGCCGUCGAUUCGCCUUCAUGAGUGAUUUUCGCUUGAUCUUGCACAGAGAUUGUUCCUCCCCGAUGUUACUUUCUUUUUGCUAUGGCGACUAUGAAAAGAAAAGUAACAGAGGAGCUCAAAGUGGAUCUGGGUUAACCUCGGCUCCUUGUAACUCAGAAGACUCUGUGAUUUGACCUAUUUUUCCUCCUGUGCUAAUCUAUUUAUCCGGCUGAUCCUUUUUUCUACCUCUUGCAAUGUGUGAUUCGGCUCUAUCGUUCCUGGACGUGAUCUGGAAUUAGAGCGACACGAUCCUGUGACACCUUCGAGAUACUUUACUAAAGCAGGAAGCUACCAUGACAAGCGGGAUAUUUGAUUACAAUUUAAGGACGGUAUGUGGUUUGACUUUUAUUUAAGUUUGCCACCAAACGAUCCACUUGGGGUAAAAGUCGCUUUCGUUCAGCUAGUCCCCGGUUUCGGGGGAAAACGGAAAAAAACACGUAACUCUGGGGCUGCUGGAGUGAGAAAGAAACGUGCUUUGUCUGGAUUACUCUUAGUCAAGAAACUUUUAUAAUGCCACCCAUUUAACUUUUAAAAAGUAACUGGAAAUAAAAGCGGGGAAUAAUGGCAGUCUACUGGAGAAAGCGCCGAUCCAAGCUGAUACUUUGCAUAAUUGGAGUUUCUCUUUUGGGGUAUUUUAUUUUUCACAAGAACACGGAUGUUGGGUUGCUAGACAAAAGAUAUGUCGCAACUCGUGAUGACAUGGAGGACGAUGGAUUAAUAAAGAGGCUGGUUUAUGAAAAGCCUCCUCUGGACGUCAAUGCCCUGGGUGAGAUGGGACGAGCUGUCACACUCGACUUGAAUGAAACGGAGAAAAGGAAAGAAGAACUGAGUAUUAAAAAACAUCAGAUCAACAUAUAUGUCAGCGACAAGAUAUCCCUGCACCGCAGGUUACCAGAAAGGUGGAAUCCGCUUUGCAAGGAUGUGAAGUAUGACUAUCGCAAGCUGCCGUCUACGUCGGUGGUGAUCGCCUUCUACAACGAGGCGUGGUCUACGCUGCUGCGGACCGUGCAUAGCGUGCUGGAGACCUCCCCCGACGGGCUCCUGCGGGAGGUCAUUCUCGUCGAUGACUAUAGUGACCAGGACCACCUGAAGGAGCGCCUGGAGGUGUACAUAUCUACCCUGCGUAAGGUCCGCCUGAUCCGUGCCCGCAAGAGGGAAGGUCUGGUUAGGGCUCGUCUCCUGGGUGCUUCCAUCGCCACGGGGGACGUGCUCACCUUCCUGGACUGCCACUGCGAGAGCCACGAGGGCUGGCUGGAGCCUCUGCUCCACAGGAUCAAUGAGGAGCCGGCUGCCGUGGUGUGUCCCGUGAUUGACGUCAUUGACUGGAACACCUUCCAGUACCUGGGCAAUGCCGGGGAGCCCCAAAUCGGGGGCUUCGACUGGCGGCUGGUCUUCACCUGGCACCCUGUGCCGGCGUACGAGCAGGCCAGACGUCGUUCUCCCACGGACGUGAUCAGGUCUCCUACCAUGGCUGGGGGUUUGUUUGCCGUCAGCAGGAAGUAUUUCCAGUAUUUGGGCACAUAUGACACUGGAAUGGAGGUUUGGGGUGGGGAGAACCUGGAAUUUUCCUUCAGGAUCUGGCAGUGUGGCGGCAGCCUGGAGAUCCACCCCUGUUCCCACGUGGGACACAUCUUCCCCAAGAUGGCGCCGUAUUCCCGCAGCAAGGCACUGGCCAACAGCGUGCGUGCGGCCGAGGUCUGGAUGGACAAGUACAAGGAGCUCUUCUACCACCGCAACCCCCACGCUCGUCUGGAGGCCUAUGGAGACGUGACAGAGCGACGGAAUCUCAGGAAGCAGCUGGGCUGCAAAGACUUCAAGUGGUUCCUGGAGAAUGUGUAUCCGGACAUCAGCGUCCCAGAGGACAAGCCUGGGAUGUUCGGGAUGCUAAAGAGCAGGGGACUAUCCAACUACUGUUUUGACUACAAUCCCCCAGAUGACCAUAAUCUGUCUGGUCAUCGAGUCAUUCUCUACCCCUGCCAUGGUAUGGGUCAGAACCAAUUCUUUGAGUACACCAGUGACAAUGAGCUCCGCUACAACACCCGGGAACCCGCAGGCUGCGUCGCUGUGGACUCCGGGGAUGUCUACCUCACAGUGCACCUGUGCCACAAGUUUGGGCAGCCCGUGCCUGACGACCAGAAGCUUAUCUUCAGACAGGACGGUUCCCUCUUUCACACCCAGACGAAUAUGUGCGUGGAAGCCAUAGCCAAGGCAACUAGUGAGGGGUCUGCUCCAGCCCUUCGGCCCUGCUCCAACUCCAUCCACCAGAAGUGGUUCUUCGAGGAGAGGUCUUAGGGGCCGCUGACCUACCCGUGGUGCGGUGUGGCAAAAGGCCCUGGCCCCAGUUCUUGCUGUUGAUGGCCAUCCUGGGCCAUUCUGGAGCUGAAAUAAGCACCUCUGAGCUAUAGCAUGCUGUGCUUGACCCGUAUGGACGGUGUCAGUGUGCCUGUAGUUAAGACUGCUGUCCUAAACAUGAUUUUGUCACACUGCUAGUCAACAGGAUGCAGGUGCCACGGAGGGAAAUGAUGUUAACAAAAGAGCCUAAACAGUUGGUAAAGCUGUUUCGGAUCAGAUUCUGAUAUGCUGCCAUUUGGGAAAAACUCCUGCCUACGAACAACUCCUCUUUUGUUCAGCUGUGCACUUUCCGUAAAAAAUGACCCCUGUCUCACAUGCCGUCAUCAACAUUCAGGGGGUUGAUGUGGGUGUAGGAGAAUCUGACGGCUAUCUGCAGUUAGCUUGUAACAUAUGUCAGUAUAGAAUGGUGUUUCAAACAUGACCUCUAGAUGGCAUCCUGCUUUAAAAUUUGCUUUUUAUUUACGACCCCUUUGGUUCACUGCUGUCAUAAAUGGUUGAGGUUAGGUGUUUUUACCUUGAAAUACUAUUGGCUUCACUUUAGCAAACUACUGAGUAAUCCACACUAUGGGUUUCCAGCCCAUCUGUAGUCCAUGCUUGAUUGGACAUUUCAGUACUUGUACUCAUACAUUAGAUAAUGCACGUAAAUGUCUUAAAGUCUUUGUAAUAUACAUAGGAAAGUUAGACUUCUUGAUAAUGAAGGAAAAGUAAUCGGGAAAAAAAAACUUCAUUUUAAAUUCUAAUGAUUGAUGGGAAAACAGCAAUGGAUGAUUUAACAAGUUUAAAAUUAUAUGAAGAGAUAUAUAUUUUAAAUGAAUCUUAAUAUUAAAUACAGAGUAUACACUAUGGUUGUAAAAUGUUCAUUAAAUUGGUGUUUCUUAUGAGCAGUUAAGUGAAUAUUCUGUCUUCUGACUUGGAAGACAUUCAUGUUGUGUUAACUUACCCAAUUAUAAGUCAGUAAUUAGGACUAUGCUAAUACUAAGACAUAUUACCCUUUAUCCUGUGACAAUGGAUCAUAGAUAUUGUUGUCGCGUUUCUGUGUAAGACGAUCAGCUCAGUGUAAAGGGCCUGGUUUUAGUUCUGUGCCUUUUCUGGUGAAAAAGUUAAAUGAAGUGCCUUGUAUUUUUUUUAGUUGUAUUUUCGCACACUUUCCGCAGAAGACUUUUUGAGUGUUUUUUUUUAUUUUUUUUUUUUAAUGGCUUGCUUUUUUUCUUCUGACUCUGGCUGCUGACCUUAGAGCACAAACCACUGGACCAGCAGCUGCUAAGGGUGGGGGGGGGGCUGCUAGCAGUUACGCUAAUCCCUCAGAUGAGCUUAAUGCCAACUUUAGGGCAGGCUCGCACUCUUAAAGCUGUUUGAGAUGCUGUUCAUAUCUGCCAUUCCAGUCGCAUGCAGAAAGCCUGCCCCUUUCCUUCAGAUAGAUGCCGGCGAUGUUUUACACUCCUGUCUAUGCAAUUCCAUCAAAGCUGCAUCCCUAACUUUUUAAUUAUGCAAAAAUGGGUUCUGUAGAUCUGGCAUUUUUGGUGUUUGGAAAUUAAAUGAUUGUGGGAUUAAUUUUCUUAUGGUGCCCUGGACAAGUGAAGUAUAUGAGAUUGUCUUUUUUAUUUGCAUACAGAGGAUUAUUAUGAAUAAAUGGUGUUUGCUGGUGUAUAUGUUUUUCUAAUCAUUAAUGUUUUGAGUUUGUAAAUGUUACUUCAGGUUUAAUUUUGUAAUUUUAAUACAAUUAAAAGUGAAUAUGGGUACAGUG